This is a messenger RNA of Electrophorus electricus (electric eel), 2244 nucleotides long. It is a transcript of the gene rarga, whose product is annotated as retinoic acid receptor gamma a. Gene Ontology annotation, biological process: regulation of transcription by RNA polymerase II; retinoic acid receptor signaling pathway; cellular response to corticotropin-releasing hormone stimulus. Lineage: Eukaryota; Metazoa; Chordata; Actinopteri; Gymnotiformes; Gymnotidae. The record is from RefSeq and is a predicted model, not a curated record. Gene Ontology annotation, cellular component: transcription regulator complex; nucleus. Gene Ontology annotation, molecular function: nuclear receptor activity; nuclear glucocorticoid receptor binding; RNA polymerase II cis-regulatory region sequence-specific DNA binding.
AGAGGAGAGAAAUCUGGUCACAGCUUCCGUCGGCUGGAGCCGGUCCCCGCGCAACUUCGCCUUUCUACCCUUUUACUUCUGCCGCGCGUCUGUGCACGUUUGCAUCACCGAGGGUGCAUUUAUCCCCGCGAAUGAUAGUAGGAGUCGCCACAAAUGGUUUCGUUUUAAAACAUCUGUCAACAAAGGAACGACGUACGCAUGAGCCCAGAGGCUUGGUCACACGUGUGCGUAAAGGCGAUCCUCUCGCGCUUGAAGUGUUUGCAUUGGCUGUGAAGGGCUCCGUCCUGCGCGUGAGAACGGCAGCACCUGAGCAGCCAUCGCGCCGACGCACGUUUGCCUGAAGCCCGGUGACUAAGGCGCGCCUGUGAAGCUCGGCUAAGCCCGGUGUUGUCGACCUGGUAAUGUCGACUGUAUGCCUGGCUAGGUGAGCAGGGUCCGCGGCACCAGAGUCCCAUUACACAGUACUCGUCUCGCAGCACUGCACGGCGCGCUGAGGUAGAGGCAUGUGGUGACGCUAGGACUUUGAUGUCACCUGACGAUCUCGUCCUGCACAGGUCUCUUGGGCCCUGAGCGACUGGACCGGAGCUCUUCGGAUCAGCACCGCCGGUACCUAGUGCACUAACCUCCUUCACCCUGGCAGCUUGGCGGGGACCACAGGGCCAGCCAACCAGAGCCUCGGCCUGCGCCGUCGCCAUGGCAACCAACCGCGGCCACAUGCCCGGCUUCCCGCCGGCCGUCUACCCCUUCGCUUUCAACUCGAUGCGGAGCCACUCCCCCUUUGACCUGAUGGCCAAUAGCAGCCUGUUUGGCCGUUUUGGGGCGGACCUUCCCAAAGAGAUGGCUGCAUUGUCGGUAGAGACCCAGAGCACCAGCUCGGAGGAGAUGGUGCCCAGUUCUCCCUCGCCACCACCACCACCCCGGGUCUACAAGCCCUGCUUCGUGUGCCAGGACAAGUCUUCGGGCUACCACUACGGGGUCAGCUCUUGCGAGGGCUGCAAGGGUUUCUUCAGGCGCAGCAUCCAGAAGAACAUGGUGUACACCUGCCACCGCGACAAGAACUGCCAGAUCAACAAGGUCACGCGCAACCGCUGCCAGUACUGCCGCCUGCAGAAGUGCUUCGAGGUUGGCAUGUCCAAGGAAGCCGUGCGGAACGACCGCAACAAGAAGAAGAAGGAUGUGAAGGAGGAGGUUGUGCCCGCCGAGAGCUACGAGCUGAGCGGUGAACUGGAGGAACUGGUGAACAAAGUGAGCAAAGCGCACCAGGAGACCUUCCCCUCACUGUGCCAGCUGGGCAAGUACACCACGAACUCCAGCUCAGAUCACCGGGUGCAGCUGGACCUGGGACUGUGGGAUAAGUUCAGCGAGCUCUCCACCAAGUGCAUCAUCAAGAUCGUGGAGUUCGCCAAGCGCCUGCCGGGCUUCACCACGCUCACCAUUGCCGACCAGAUCACCCUCCUCAAAUCUGCCUGCCUGGACAUCCUGAUGCUGCGGAUCUGCACGCGCUACACGCCAGAGCAGGACACCAUGACGUUCUCGGACGGGCUGACUCUCAACCGCACGCAGAUGCACAACGCCGGCUUCGGCCCGCUCACUGACCUGGUGUUCGCUUUCGCCGGGCAGCUGCUGCCACUGGAGAUGGACGACACCGAGACAGGCCUUCUCAGCGCCAUCUGCCUGAUCUGUGGAGACCGCAUGGACCUGGAGGAACCCCAGCGCGUGGACCGCCUGCAGGAGCCCCUACUGGAGGCUCUGAAAAUCUACGCCCGCCGCCGCCGGCCCAACAAGCCGCACAUGUUCCCGCGCAUGCUGAUGAAGAUCACCGACCUGCGUGGCAUCAGCACAAAAGGAGCGGAGAGGGCGGUGAAGCUGAAGAUGGAGAUCCCGGGACCCAUGCCUCCGCUCAUCCGUGAGAUGCUGGAGAACCCGGAGGCCUUCGAGGAGCAGCGGGAGGGCGGCGAGGGCAACGCGGAGGCCCCCGCGGCGUCGGCGGAGGCCCCUCCGCCGCCGGCGAUGAAGACGGAGCGCGAGGACGAGGAGGACAGCUGGGCCACGGAGAACGGCAGCGAGCCGUCGCCCGAGGAAGAGGAGGAAGAGGACGAGGAUGCCGAGGAGGAGAGGGGCACAGACAGUGAUGGAGAGGCGUGGGGUGGACAGGAGUCCAGCGUGGACAUGUCCCGAAAAAGUCAUGUUGGGAGGUCCCAGUGAGCCCUCCGUGCGCACACACACACACACACCUCAUGCCCA